Anopheles aquasalis is the source of this 2093-nucleotide messenger RNA. Its product is annotated as zinc finger protein 136-like. NCBI's taxonomy places the organism in Eukaryota, Metazoa, Arthropoda, Insecta, Diptera, Culicidae. Gene Ontology annotation, cellular component: nucleus. Gene Ontology annotation, molecular function: zinc ion binding. The record is from RefSeq and is a predicted model, not a curated record.
CCAAGGAACAAAUACGAUGCACUUUUCAAUCUCAAGGCAUCGUUCUUUUAAAAAAAAAUCUGCCAUUCUCGAUGCCUCGAAGCUCUUAAUACAUCACGGUCGUUACUGAAGGGCCUGUUUAUAAACAAACCUGCCGGAGCAAAAGGCAGCAGGCUCUGAGCUGGUGUACAGUUUUAUGUUUUGUCGGAUGAAAAAUAAACGUAAAAGGUAUUAAUAUCACACCAAAAAAUGUCGUCCAACAUUGGAGCUACUUCAAUAAAUCCCGGAAAUGAAGAAGAUGACUCCAGAUGCCGCUUGUGUGCGAUGAUCAUCGGUGAGGACAGCAAACGGAUCAACAUGAAUGAAGAACAAGUGGAAGAAAUAGUCGAAGGACUGCUGGACAUUUCACAGGUCGAAAGUAAACGACUUUCCUGCAUCACGUUGGUGUGCUUACGGUGUUGGAAUGAAAUACAACACUUUAAAGCGUUUGUAGAACGAUGUCGGCGGGCGCAGGAGUUGCUGUUGGAAAAUAUCUUCAUCCGUGAAUGUCCAACACCCGAAGAUGACGAUGAGCUCGUCGACGAGGGGCAAGAGAGCAAGGAAAUCGACGUCAAGGAAUCGCAGCUUCUAAUCACCGCGAAUGAUGCUAAACCUUCGACUAGAACUGAAAAAUGUUUCGAGGAAAUUGAGCGUCACGUCAACCUGUUACUUCUUGAAAUUGAUGAGAAACAGAAUAAGAUCAGCUCCGCUACGUCGGUGCACGAGUGUUCGGAUUGUUUGGCCGAGUUCUUGUCACGCGAUAGUCUUCUCGAGCAUCGAAAAACUUGCGACAGGAACGGCAAUGAUGCGUCGAAUCGUACUGGAAUUCUUCGUUGCACUCUGUGUGACUUUACAAGCAUCUCUAGAGCGGCACUUGGUUUCCAUUUGCUGCGCUUGCACGGGGACAGUGAUAAGCUGCCGGUCAGCGGAUACAUCGACGAGGAUGAUGUCGUUUGUCCUAUCUGCGAAGAUUCAUUCACAAAUUUACAAGAGCUACGUUACCAUCUACCUUCCCAUUUGCAAAAUGCUGCAAAACCAUCCGGAUCCAAGGAGCCAGUGGCUGGCAGCAAACGGUGCACGAUCUGCAGUAAAGAUUUCCGCACCUGGUCGCUGUAUCGAGUGCACAUGAAGUACCAUCUCAAUCAGAAGGAUGUCAUUUGUGAAGGUUGUGGUAAGCGGUUCUACAGCAAGUCCGAUAUGCGCGAACAUUACGAGGCCGUACACGAGCAUAAGCGCUACGUUUGCAACAUCUGCGGUAUCCAUAUAAAGCUGAAAAGCAACAUUCGACGCCACCUUCGCUCGCACGAUGUCACGCAGCAGUUCAAAUGCGAUCAGUGUCCUAAACGGUUCGCUUGCCGUACCAACCUGCGCUACCAUCUCGAUGCCCAUCUCGGACGAAAGCGGUAUCCAUGUGAGAUCUGUGGGGAAGCCUUCCAGUAUACCUACGCACGUAACCAGCACCUGUUUCGAGCUCACGGUAUUCAAAUAGCUGGUGUAAAAAUACGGAAGGAACGGAAGCGACGUAUACCAACGACAGCUGAGUCGGACAGCAAGGAACCAAAGUCUAGCUCCAUCUGCUCAGCAGCAGCCAAUGUUGGUAAGAUAAGGGAAUCCGUGCCACAUACCGUCACAUACGCGGAGAAUGAUGAUCUUAUUGAGUAUGCACCCGAGUCACCAACAACUUGACAAAUCUGAUGAUCCCUGAGCUACUAGGCUUACAGUUGCAAAUCAAUUCAAAAAUGGUCUUGGCUAUUGGCUUCCAAUUUGAAAAGGAUUACACAAACAACGAUCGAAAUAUUAUCUCCACGAUCGUUUGAAAGCAGCAUUAUAGAAAAUCCCACUAUCUGUCUAUUUGGUAAAUUCCCAAUCAAACUCUUCCAGAUCCAUACAUCCUUAUACAAUUACAGCUCUCUCAAUAACAGAAGCAAAGAUACUACGGCCUGAAUAUGUAAGGACUGCCAAGGAACCUAAACCUGUGAUAGCACUGAACACAGUUUAGCUUCUAAGUUAAUUUAAGCUCUUGUUUGAAUUCUGAUUGUAAUUGAAUGAAGAUGUUCGUUACGACCAAAACUAUG